Molecule: messenger RNA, 1105 nt
Organism: Sphaerulina musiva SO2202
Lineage: Eukaryota; Fungi; Ascomycota; Dothideomycetes; Mycosphaerellales; Mycosphaerellaceae
Product: NAD(P)-binding protein
Exons: 1
Coding region: 1-948 (315 amino acids)
Source: RefSeq, a predicted model, not a curated record
AUGGCAGGAUCAACACCCAACCCUCGCAUCCUCAUCACAGGAGCCAGUGGAGCAUAUGGACAACUUCUCUUCAAGCGUCUCCUCGAAAAAGGCAUAGAUCCUUCGACCAUAAUUCUCGUCUCCAGAAACCCCAACAAGCUCUCCGAAACCUCACCACCCAUUCCCGCACAAGUCACUCUCCGCAAAGGUUCCUUUGACGAUCCCCUCUCAGACCUCACUGCCACGUUCACCACCGCAGACAUCAUCUUCCUCAUCAGCACCUCCCGCGCCGGCGCCCGCCUUCCCCAACACCAAAAUGCCAUCACCGCCGCCGUCCGCUCCGGAGCCCAACACAUUUUCUACACAGGCUUCAUCGGCGCAGAUUUACCCCAUCCUUCCGCUCUCGUCGUCCGAGAACAUCGCGCUACAGAGGAAAUGCUUCGCCUCAGUGGCAUUUCCGCAUAUACCGUCUUGCGCGAUACCCAAUACUCUGAUGCAUUUGCGGAUGUCAUUUUACCCGCAGCGAGAAAUUCUGGAAGUCUGAAAACGAAUUGUGGAAAGGGGAAAAUUGCCCCUGUCGCGAAGGAGGAUUGUGUGGAAGUUGCUGCUGUGGCGGUCAUGAAUGCGGAUUUGCAUCGGAAUCGUGUGUAUGAUGUGACGGGUCCGGAGUUACUUUCGUAUGGAGAGGUGGCGGAGAUGGCUGCGAAGUUAUCUGGACAGGAUUUACCUUGUGAGUUUGUGUCUGAUGAGGAAAUGUUUGAGGAUUUUGAUCGUUUGGGAAUUCCGCGGGAGCCGGGGGAUGAGUUUGAGAGGGAGGGCGUUAAAGGGUAUAAGUGGAAUAGUUCGGAUAUGGUUUCUUUUGGGACGGCGAUUCGGUUGGGGGAGAUGGCGGUGAUUAGUGAUGAUGUGGAGAAGAUUAUUGGGAGGAAACCUGUGGGACUAAUGGAAGUUUUGAAGAGUCGGGGUUGAUGGAGUCAGUACGUAAGGUGCAUGCGUGGGAGGUGGUGGCUACAUGUAGCCGCCGUAGAUUAUGACUUUGUGGCGUUCGACAUUUGGGGCUCAAAUAGAUGUAUUUGCCAAGCUGAUGAGACGAAAUAUAUGUAGGUUGGUGAGAUGCUUUGGGGGG